Molecule: messenger RNA, 5899 nt
Organism: Phaedon cochleariae (mustard beetle)
Lineage: Eukaryota; Metazoa; Arthropoda; Insecta; Coleoptera; Chrysomelidae
Source: the annotation of a GenBank genome assembly
AAGAAUAACAAGAAUUUUGUUUUGUCAACAUGAAGUGAUCGAAGUGGAAUAUUUCUCAAAUAGAUAAAUCAGAUAGGAGAUAAUUUUCAUUAGAAGGACGUGCCAAAAGCAGAUAUGACGAUUUGGAAAAUCGGAAUAUCAAAUUCUCUCACUGGAAUCCAACUAUGAAUUCUAAACAAGCAAAAAUCCUCCUAUUGGUCAUUGUCAUAGUAUUUUUGUACAAGAUAUUUCGUUAUUAUCAAUUGAGCAAUGACGAAAUGUUCAUUGAAGAUGUAAAAAUUAUUCAUAAAGUGAAAGUAUCUGUCCAUUAUGAAGCCCUAUGUCCAGACUCAAAAUUCUUCAUCACAUAUCACUUGCUUCCUACAUUUGAAGAUUUAGAAGAUUUCUUGAUCUUGGACUUGGUACCAUAUGGAAAAGCACAGACCAUGGAAUCAAAUGGGAAGAUCACAUUUCUGUGUCAACAUGAUGCUUUAGAAUGCUUUGCCAACAAAAUACAUGCAUGUGUUAUUGAUGCUGUAAAAAACCCUCUUAUCCAACUUAAAUAUAUUGCCUGUAUGAUAUCAGAUAAUAUGGUACCUGAAGAAGUGGGAGAAAGGUGUGGCAAGGAACUGAAUAUUGACUUCCUUCCAAUAGCAGAAUGUGCCAAAGACAUAAAGGGUUCACAAUUAUUGAAACAGCAUGGGGAGAGAACAAAUUCACUCAGUCCUUCUAAAUUGGGUAGCAGGAAGUGCGUAUUUGGGGCGAAUGCAAAGGCUGCAAAAGGGGCCACAUUUCCUGGGCUGGAAACGGAAGAGAAAAUUAGUUAUGCGGCGCAAACUCAGCCGAUGCAAUCUUUGGCAGGUUCGAACGUUCGUGGGCAGUCGCUGCAAGUCGUGUGUACUCGCAAAUCGUGCUGCUCGGUGCAAACCAAUGACACUAACAUGAAUGUAGGCUGGUGGUUCACUGGUUGUGUAUUCAGACGGGUAUAUGUGUAUGACAUAACGAAGAUACGGGACACCGUGCUCGGUCUUUAUGUUGUGGAGAUAUCCGUGAAUUCGGCGGCGAAGGGCAAUCAGAACACAUUAUUCUACACCACACCUACAUCGAGUGGAAACGGAACCGAGAGUAUCCUCAAAGGCAAGAACUACAUUUCGAAGAUGCAAGAUGAUCUCUCCGAGAAAGCCAUUGCCGCUGUCAGUGUUAGUGGUGCAAAUAACGGAGACGAUCUCUCGGCGACUGUCGGAGUCGGAGCCAACUCCGUCGGCAGCCCUUUGGACAAGAACGCCGUGGCCGUGAAAGACUGCGACUCCGCGGCGAACGAUCUCGCCGACAAACUCAACGAAGUCGCAAGGAACAGCAAGUCGGCUCCGUGUCUUCCUCCGCUGUUCCACCCUUCCGAGCCCAGCACCCCAGCUGGAGCCCUGUGGUCGACCGCUAUCGAGGAUGGCUACGUCCCGAGCUUCGCCAACGUGAACGGGGGAGCCUCGGCCGCUGGCAUGGGCUUUCAGAACUUCCCUUCGCCCACGCAGCAGCAGCUUUUUGGCAACAACCCGAACCAGAACCACGUGAACCAGAAUCGGAGGGCCAUCACGGCCAGCCACAACUUCCCACACAACAUGGCCAGGCAGCAGUCGCUGUCCAACCACCUCUACAAGGGCUACGGCUCGUGGGCCAACCCGCCGGGCCAGAACUGGUCUCCGGGGAAUUCCUCCGGAUGGAACCGCGGUCGCAGCGUGCCGAAUUUGACCCCCUUGCAGCAGAUGGGAGUGGGCUUGUCCAGCGGGGUAGGUCGGAAGCCGAGUCCCACUUUCAACCAGCAGCAGGUGAUAUCGCCUGUCAAGUUCCGGAGGAGCACUUCGUACCCCGGGAAGGGGCCGUUUCCGCAGCCGCCUACCUUCGAGAUCACCAACAUGGAUGAGGCUCGAGAACUCAUGUCCUAUCAGGACCGCUGUGGUGUAGUUAAUGCAAAUGGUAGUAGCCCCUUAGAAAAUAUGAGAGGACUGGAACAUUAUUUGAAUGAUAUUAUGAGCCCCCAAAGUAACACGACUGAUAUGAAAGGAUUUAUUAACACAAAUGUUUUUCCAUCAUUACAAUUACAUGGCAAAUCCCCGUACUUCCCCGGACUGGACGAGCAGCCGGGCGGGCCGGUCCUGCUCGAGGAGCCCGCCCAUCUCUCCGACUCUGCCCUCGGUGCGCAGCCGCUCGGAUCUCCGUCGCGCUCCUCGCCCCACUCGCAGGGCAGCGAGGGCGGCGAGCGCUUCUCGCGAAAGGUGUUCGUGGGCGGCCUGCCGCCCGACAUCGACGAGGACGAGAUCACGGUCAGCUUCAGGCGGUUCGGGCCGCUGGUUGUCGAUUGGCCGCACAAGGCCGAGAGCAAGUCGUACUUUCCGCCCAAGGGCAUAUUGCAUUUUUUCCAGGAUGAAAACUCUGUACAAAGUUUGAUAGAUGCUUGUAUAACGGAUGAAGAUAAAUUGUAUUUAUGUGUGUCGUCGCCAACAAUCAAAGAUAAACCUGUACAAAUCCGGCCGUGGAGAUUAUCAGAUGCAGACUUCGUGCUGGACGCAUCGAUGCCUCUGGAUCCAAGGAAAACUGUAUUCGUUGGAGGAGUGCCACGACCUCUCAAAGCUGUCGAACUGGCCAUGAUAAUGGACCGGCUGUACGGUGGCGUGUGCUACGCCGGCAUCGACACCGACCCGGAGUUGAAGUACCCGAAGGGCGCCGGCCGCGUGGCGUUCAGCAACCAGCAGAGCUACAUAGCUGCGAUCAGCGCCAGGUUCGUGCAGCUGCAGCACGGCGACAUCGACAAGCGCGUCGAGGUGAAGCCGUACGUGCUGGACGACCAGAUGUGCGACGAGUGCCAGGGCCAGAGGUGCGGCGGCAAGUUCGCGCCGUUCUUCUGCGCCAACGUCACUUGUUUACAGUACUACUGCGAGCACUGCUGGGCCACCAUCCACUCGCGGCCGGGCCGGGAGUUCCACAAGCCGCUGGUGAAGGAGGGCGCAGACAGGCCUAGGGCCGUGCCGUUUCGCUGGUGUUAACGCAGGCGCGCUCAGCGGGGGCCCGCUCCACCGAUUAGCUCAUUACCAUUCAACCGCCGGUGGGGGGGCGGCACGAUCGGGUCUCGUUGACGACGCUGGAUAGGGUGAUUAGGGAUGAGGAGUUGGCCGCGUGAUGUAGGGAUGGGUCGUGUCAUUCGUACGUCGAAUGUCAAAUGUCAUUCAUUCAGUUGCAUUGGUGCUGCUGUUUAAUUAGCUCUUUUCUACCUUGUACGAGAGAGAGAAAAGUUCUCUCCUCUUCUAUCUUUCUCUUCAAUAUGCUACCAACUUGGCCGCAUUGAAAUAUAGAGAUGUCCGAUAAAUCUUUCCUUGUCUAACCUCUAGUGUGCGCCGCUGAACUAUUUUCAAUGUUAUAAUAGGCCUGUUCCUUUGUGCUUGCUCUACCUGCUGAAAUUGAUUUUUUCUGACUUUCUCUGUUUACAUCAUGCCAUGAACAGAGACAACUAUAGAAAAAAAAUCAACUUUAGAAAGUUCAGAAACACAAACGAACAGGCCUUAUGAUAUCCUUUCCUUCUGAAUAACUAACUGACAUAUUUCACUUGGACUGCAUUCUAACUAAUCAAAUUCUUUGGAAAGAACACAAUAAAUUCAGGUUCAGUUCUAGUGAGAUAUUUCAGUUAGUUCAGAUAAUAAUGAUGUGAUAAAUUGUUCGAACAUAAAAUAAUGAAAAUUUUAUAUUAGCAACACUGGAAAUGAAAAGAAAUAGAGAAGAAGACCAUUCUAAUAACCUUUUUUAAAUUGGGGUUAAUAUGAUCUCCUUCUCCAUUUUUUGCGAUUUCCAAUGUUACCAAUAUAAAAUUUCCAUUAUUUUAUGUUGGAACAUCGAAGACAAGGACAGAUGGGGAAGACUUUUCUCUUUCUCAGCGCUAGCUGAACUGCUCCAUUAAAUCGGCGCCACUGUCAAAAAUAUUGUAUUUUUAUAAGUACAAAAAAAUGUGUUGUCAAUCAGUGAACCUUUGUUCAAGAACAUCUUAUUGGACUCCUUCCUUUCUAACUAUUUCCAGGUGAAAUUUGGUCAAUUGAGGUAGGAGUUGUUUUUUAAUCACAGUUCUACCAUCCCUGGAUCAUAUCUUGGUUCUUUCAAGGUUGGCAGGUCUGUUUCUCCACAUAUCAACACUGUUUUGGUAAGACUGUCUUGUAAAUCCCCGAAUUUGCACUUCAUGUUUUCUUUUAGGGAAGUGGAUGCAGCUGGGUGAAUGAUAUUUUUACAAUAGUGUAGAAGCGCCAUAUGAUUUUUUUAUAAUUGACAGAUCCUUGCUUAUUUACACUAAAAAGAAGAUCCACCUUCAUCUUGAAUGUUGAAGCCCAAUUUUCCUUAGUUCUUGGCUGGUUCGUAGGCGGCGCUAGCUCACUCAGCAAAAUAUGGCCGAAUUUUCUAUACUCUCGGGAUCUGCUCCAGUCUUUCAAUAUUUCUGAAGCCAGGAAGAUCACUCACUUCGAUAUUAUUCUGACUUUUAAAUAACAAUAUUUCAAUCCGGCCCUGAUGCGACAUUGGUUCUUGCAUAAAAACAUCUAAAAAUAAACUUCGAAUAUAUUCUGCAUUACCGAUCUCUACCCUUUGCUACUCAACAAAAAGUAGUUCACCUUGUCGCUCAUGGAUACCGCCACCCACUGGAUAGAAUUUCAGGCUUCAUUGCUCUCAUAAGGAUAGUUCAUCUUGUUAGUGUUGAUAACCAAGACAGAUAGUAAGUGGGGACUUACAAGAUAGUCCAACCAAAACAGUGUUGAUUAUAUGGGGUGAAUUAAAACUACCGUAGAGCAAAACUCUAAUUACAAGAGAAAAAGUAUGAUAAAAUGACAGUGGAAGAAGCGAUUUAAACAUGUGUUAUCAUUGAGUCAUCUAAGUUAAGAAGUGACGAAGUGAGUCCAGUUGGAUGAAUGACAUUUGAUAUAUGAAUGACAUGAUAUAUUUCUAUCUAUGGUGCCAACUUCUUAUGACUAAUUACACUACCUAACAAACGCUUAGGCUGACAUUUUAUAGUAGCAAUUAUUCAAAUUUUGGAAAAGCAUGUUCGAGAUGAUGAAUCUGGUACAGGCUUCAUCGACGGCUUUGGUGUCUGUGUAAGUUUCAGGGGGCUAAUCGACACAAAAAAAUGGAUAUUGUCGGGAAAUCUCUAUACAGGGUGUUGCGAAAUUCGACAGACAACGCUUGUAAUUUUAUAAUAAUUACUAAGUAGGGACAUUCGCUCUUCAGGUGUUCAGUUCCUGAGAUACAGUGUUGAAGUUGAGAAAUAAAAAUUGCUUUUUCGCAAUAAGUGAGAACGGUUGAAUAUUUUGCAUUCAAAUUCGGUAUAUGAUGGUUUCAUCUUCAAAUAGUUAAAUUAUUGAUCAGAAAGACAUUUCGGACAUUCUAUCCAGUUCUGCUCUAUAGGAAGUUGUGGUAAGUAAGUUGUCUUCUCACAUUUUCUACGCUGCUGAUGAAAUUUAGAUUAUUUUCAAUUUCUCGAAUUCAUUUUUCAAUUUUGUUGAAAAUAUACAUCAUAUGUUUAACUGAGCUAACAGUUUUCGAUAUAUACGACCCAAAAUAUAUAAAAUUCAACAUUUUCAGAUAUCUCGAAAUGAAUUCAUUUUAGCUCAGUAGGUCAUGAGUUUUUCUAAUAAAAUUGAACAAGGAAUUCGAAGAUUUUGAAAUAAACAGAAUUUCAUCAUUGACGUAGAAAAUAUCAGUGAAAAAGUUACAAUAACCCCCAGUGGCGCGUCACUGGAUGGAAUGACCGAAGUUACUGUAUCGUCAGAAAUGAAGGAAUUUAAAAAGAAAAUCAUAUACUAAAAUUGUCUGAGAAAAAUUCAGCCAUUAUAUGAGCUAAUUCUAAAAAAACAUUCAAUUUUUCACCUUCAAAACACCCUGUGUCUCUGAAAUUGAC